CUAUGACGCAGUGCGCAAUCGGAAUCUAGAAUGCGGCGUCACUAGCUUACUGUUGGAAAUGUAAAUACCCAACAGCAUCCUCUGCAUAUCCUCAUUCAAUCAAAAAAUACUUGCUUCUUCGAGCUCCAAAACACAAUUCAUACACCUCAUCAAAACCCCUCAAAAUGUUAGCUUCAAGAACAGCAAGCAGAGCAGCAGCCCGAACCCUCCGCACAACAAGACCAGCACAAAAAUCAAAUCAAUUCCGUCAUGCAUCAACGAAUCAGCAAGCCGCCGCAGCAGGCGGUUCAUCAGGUCUCGUCGGAGGACUCGCAGGAGGAGCCUUGGUCUUCACAGUCAGUAAUUCCCUUUCUCAGCCCCUCCUUCCAGCUCAACACUAACUCCCCACUAGGCCGGAUACUCAUACUACCACUUCUCGGGCGCCAAAUCCAUGGUCAACGCUGCGCACAACACAAAAGCCAAAUUCCAAUCCCUCAGCAAAUCCAUUGAAUCAUCAGCCCCAGAGCCAAACGAAGCGCUGAAACGGCUGCGGAGUACCGCUACCUCGUAUGCGGCUUUCAUCCCUGGUGGGAAAGGAUAUGUGGAUACGCUGUUCAAGGAUCUCGAAGCGGUGCAGGAAAAACAUGGGGGUGAGGUGGAGAAGGUUGUUAAUGAGGCCUAUUCUGAGCUCAAGGAAGCUACGAAGAAGGGUAUGAGUAUGGAGAGUGUUUCCCAGGCUUGGGAGGUUAUCGAGAAGGCGGCGAGUCGGCUGCGAGAUUUGGCGGGUGAUAGUGCGGAGCAGAUCUUGGAUAACCAUCCCCAGUUGAAGGAGAAGUUUGGUGGACAGAUCGACCAAUUGAAGAGCAUGUCCGAAAACCUAGGACCGGAUGCGAAGAAAGAAAUCGAUGAGGUUUGGGGUACUGUCAGCGAUGCUGUCAAAGGAGGCAUGAGCGCCGAUAGCAUAAAUAGGGUCCGCAAAAUCUUGCAGGACAAGAUGGAAAAGGUCAAAAAGCUCGGUGACGAAGCCUGGAAGAAGAGUCUCGAACAGAUGAAGCCUUACCUGGACAAAAGCCCGGAAAUCAAGAAGGUCGUUGAAGAGAACGCCGAUUCGCUGAAGAAUGGAAAUAUCAAGGAAACAUUCGAGCAGGUCAAGAACGCUGCCAGCUCAGGCAGCGUCGAGGACCUGAAAAAGUACGUCAAAGAUGCCGGAGAGAAGGCCAAGAAAAGUGGAACGGGACAGGGAAUUGAGAAAUAUGUCAAGAUGAUUCCUGGCGGCAGCGAGAUCUUCCCUAAGCUACGGAAGUUGCAAGAGGUUGCUGAGAAUCGUGGGGAUGAUGCCCAGGAAAUCUUGAAGGGGGCGUAUAAGGAUAUCCAAGAUGUUUUGCAGAAGCGAACGGCCGAGGCGGAGAAGCUGGCUGAGAAGGCGAAGGAGAGUAAAUAG
Messenger RNA from Hymenoscyphus albidus, 1420 nucleotides. The record is from the annotation of a GenBank genome assembly. Lineage: Eukaryota; Fungi; Ascomycota; Leotiomycetes; Helotiales; Helotiaceae.